Messenger RNA from Anguilla anguilla (European eel), 3722 nucleotides. It is a transcript of the gene spi1b, whose product is annotated as Spi-1 proto-oncogene b. Gene Ontology annotation, biological process: regulation of transcription by RNA polymerase II; cell differentiation. The transcript is spliced from 5 exons. The coding region runs from base 455 to 1288 and encodes 277 amino acids. NCBI's taxonomy places the organism in Eukaryota, Metazoa, Chordata, Actinopteri, Anguilliformes, Anguillidae. The record is from RefSeq and is a predicted model, not a curated record. Gene Ontology annotation, molecular function: sequence-specific DNA binding; DNA-binding transcription factor activity, RNA polymerase II-specific. Gene Ontology annotation, cellular component: nucleus.
CAUAAUCCAUUUUUAUUAAAUAAGUACCAAUGAAUAUAUUGAAUAAGUAACAAUGAAUAUAUGGAAACGUACAAGAAAAGACUGGCUAAGUAGAACAAUGAGCUUUGAUGUGAUUGGUCGCUGUUAGAUCUGAGGAGUCAUGCUGUACUGUAUCUCCACCUGACAAAUCACACACAAUCAGGAACUUUCAGCACAAAAAAAAGAAGUAAAUUUAAAAGGCCGUCUUUCACCACUGCCACUGUGUUCCUAAUACACAUGUAGUCUGUUGAAGGUAUGUUGGAGCUCUGUGUUUUGGUAGUCCAGUGGUGAGCAGUCUGCAAUAGGAUAACGUGGCAAAGGAGACCCCUCAAGGUUCAUUUGUAGAGGAAAUUUUCUUAGUUAUGCAAUGGCCUUGGCAAAGUUUUGAAAGACUGAGAAGCCCUGCAAGCACAGUAUAUUUGGCAGAGAGGACUUAAUGCUCCAUGCAUACAGGAUGGAGGGGUACCUCAUUCCACCUCCAUUAGAAGAAAUGAUUGCCUAUGAUCCAGACAUCUAUAGACCACCCUUAGAAUAUUACCCAUACUCUAAUAGUGAUGGAGAAAGUCAUGGAGAUUAUGGCUGGGACCCCCAUCACAUCCACCAUGGUGAAUUUGAGAACCCCCAGCCAACCCACUUCACAGAGUUGCAAAGUGUACAACCCCUACACAUUACCAACUUGCACCGAUAUACAGAAAUGGAGCCCAUGCACUCCACUCUAGAUCCUGGCCUUGGACCACAUCACCUGGCAAUCCCCCAACAGAUGUCAUAUUUCCCUCGGAACCUGUGUUACCCACACCCCUCCCCAGCUCAACGGAGCUCAGACGAGGAGGACCCAGGGGGCCGUAGCCCCCCCUUCGAGGUUUCAGAUGGAGAAGAGCAUGUGGACCAUAUCCCCUGUACCUCUGGUAUAGAGUCAGUGAUGAUAACAGGCAGCACCCCUAUCUGCCUAGGCAACAAGAAGAAAAUCCGUCUGUACCAGUUCCUGCUGGACCUGCUGAGGAACGGAGACAUGAAGGACAGCAUCUGGUGGGUGGACAAAGACAAGGGAACCUUCCAGUUCUCCUCCAAGCACAAGGAAGCCCUGGCCAACCGCUGGGGCGUGCAGAAAGGCAACCGCAAGAAGAUGACCUACCAGAAAAUGGCCCGGGCCCUGCGGAACUACGGCAAGACAGGUGAGGUGAAGAAGGUGAAGAAGAAGCUGACCUAUCAGUUCAGCGGAGAAGUGCUGGGGAAAGUGGCCACUGAGAGGAAGAUUUACCCUCACUUAUAGGGCAGGAGGAGUGUCCACACAGGCUCAUUACUGUCUGUGGAGAGGACAGAAACAUCAGAAAAAGUAUUUUUUUCGAGGAAAUGAUAGCAGCACUUUUAAAUCCUUGGCUGCAAAUUCCUAGUCAUUGAACCACCCCAGUGAUCAUUAGCAGAAUUGGCAGGCAUUAUUUCAAAGUGUUACUGAUCAAAUAUUUUUGUGCUACCAUUUGUUAAGCAAUAUUUUCUUUUCUUAUGUUAAAAUAUUGUAAAUAGCAUUAAUUUUGUGAUGUCUGGUACUCCUUGUGUGUGUAGCUUAUAGUAAACGAAAAAUAAUUAAAGAGCCAUGGAUAGUCUCAGAAUUAGAUUUAGCAAUAUAUCAUGGAAAAUGGCUGAAACUGAAAAGAGAAGUGAAAAUAAAUGACACAGCCUCACACAAAACGCAUGGUUCAGCAUGCCACAGCCAGAUAGAUAUUCAUCCUUAUACUGCCCCCACAUGGUUAAAAAAAUUAUGGUCCAUGGUACAAUUGUGUAGUCCUAUGAAUUUCAGCACUGAAUUUUUACUAAGCUACAUUUGGUAUUAUUUUUUGCCAAAAGCAUUUUGGAGUGUGGUUAUAUGUGAAAAUGAAAAGGAAGGAUUCAGAGAAUUUCCCCAAACAUUACUCAAUGAAAAUGAAACAGACAGGAGUCAAGACUACUGUCUCAACUUCUUCAUAGUUUUGAAAUGGACUUGUUUAUUGAUACAUUAUCCAAAAUAUCAGUACAAAAUUUUCUUUUAUGCACACUGUAGCACUGGCGAAAACAGACAUAUUAAGGAGUUCAUAUAUUUUCAGUGCCCUCCAAAAUUAUUUGAACCCUUGACAAUGAUGAGCAAUGAAGGCAGUAUAAUAAUAAUAAUAAUAAUAAUCAUCAUCAUCAUCAUCAUCAUCAUCAUAAUUAUUAUUAUUAUUAUUUAUUUUAUUUUUUUUAGAUAUUUGUGUCACAAAUAUUCACACCCUGAAUAAUUAUUUUAAAUAAUCCAACUAAAAUAAGUACACAUUAACAUACUACAGUUUUCAAGUCAAAAGGAACCAAGACUUCACUGAAGUAUAAGAAAUGAGAUAAUAUAUACUUAAAAUGCGUCAUUCAUCGCUAUGGGAAAAGACAUAGAAAACAGGGAAAGGGCCAUAUUUUAACAGUCAAUGCACAAUUGUCAAGUCCUAGCCCUAAUAUGAGAUGCAAAUGAAGGCGUGUCCAAUUCAAUUUCUGUAAUCUUGUGACACCAGGCUGUAGUGUUAUUAAUGCACAGCUGCAAAAGUUUCAAAAGGCAAAACUUGAAUUGGUGUGAUGGGGAUUUGGUUUCAUUAUUGCCAAUCAGCCCAAUUUUUUUCCAUUUAAAAACACCACAGUCAACUGUUAAUUUCAUCAUGGCCAAAAGGCAAGGGCUUUACAAGCUUCUCUAUAUGAACUAUUUCUCGUGAUAUCAAAACUAAGGUGAGAUUGCAUAGUUUUCAUUUUCAUAGUUAUUUCCCCCUCAAACAAAAUUAAUUUUCAAUUUAAAUGCCAGUGCUUGUUUCUUUGUUAUAUAUUAUUUCUCUAUAGCAUCACUAUUUCAAAUAAAAAAAUAAAAAUAAUUGUUAAUUUCUGACAUGCACUUGCAUUAUGUAAGGACAUGUCUCCUGUUAUGGCACCCAACCCAUGUUGACACAAAUGGGUUUACAGCAGACCACGAAACUACCAAACCUGACGUAGGUGACACUUCCAUUUGCGUGAGAUGCAACUACCAAUUCCACUUAUGCCCAGAUGGUAUGGCUCUUCCAUUGCCACCAAAAUAAGACCCAGAGAGUUGUUGACUGUAUAGACGAAUGGUCAAGGAUACAAUUCAUAAAGAACUAUAAUAGAUGACCCAAUAGUCUUAUUUUUGCCAAGGCAGGGUGAAAAAAGUACUGAAAACAGGGGUGUGAAUGUUUGCAACACAUAUAGUCCUGGGAAAUAAAUUUAUCAUUUGAGAAGUGUUCUUUUGGUUCAUUUUAUUGAAUUGUUAUUGAAUUAUUAUAUUUUCCAUAUUUUAGAAUUAAAAUACACCUCAAUACUUGUAUUAUUUUAAACAGUCUUUUUUGUUCAUCUGAAUUAAGGGAAGGAAUCAUUUUGUAGGGCUCUGUAUCCCUAUUAUAUCCACUGCCAUAUAGACAACUUUACACUAAGGUGUUGAUGACAGUGCAUUUUCGUAGCAAUGAAGGUAUUUAAGAACAUUUUGACAAAAAUAUAAGUUAAAGUUUUAACUGAAUAAUGUUCUUGGUAUAAUAUCUCUCUAUACUAAUUAUUUUAUCUAAUGAUGCACCAGUUUACUUAAGAUGAUUGCUCGUAUUAAGGCAAACUGUGGAUGAAAUAAAUCCUAUGUAAUAAUGUUCCUUGGACUGUAAUUCAUGAAUUAUUUAUUAAAUAAAAAAUCUUUACAUUAAAAUGUGACUUAUAACCUU